Pomacea canaliculata is the source of this 12311-nucleotide messenger RNA. Its product is annotated as ATP-binding cassette sub-family A member 2-like. Gene Ontology annotation, biological process: lipid transport; transmembrane transport. Gene Ontology annotation, molecular function: ATP hydrolysis activity; ABC-type transporter activity; ATP binding. Gene Ontology annotation, cellular component: membrane; intracellular membrane-bounded organelle. NCBI's taxonomy places the organism in Eukaryota, Metazoa, Mollusca, Gastropoda, Architaenioglossa, Ampullariidae. The record is from RefSeq and is a predicted model, not a curated record.
UGACCUUUGCAAGAGUGACAUCAGAGAUCAGCUGGGAGACAAAAGCAGGACUUCACAUCUCGACGUCGUGUUAUUUGAUAAGCAUGGAGCUGUCUCUGCGGGACUGAAACAAACAAAACAGUUCAGUCGACAAAACAUUUUCAUGUUUGAAUUGUGUUGAGUUCGGUCCCUCAGAGGAGCGGCGUUCGUACGCUGAGUCUUCUGUAGGUCGGUUCGGUUGUUUUGCCAUAUUGAAUUGCAGGAUAUAGGACACCGAUCUACAUGCUGCAUCGUUCAAACUGAAACGACUCGAAAAUGGGUUUCUUUCACCAGCUGCGUCUUUUGCUUUGGAAAAAUUUUACUUUAAAAAAGAGAAGGCCGUUCGUGCUUUUGUUCGAGGUCUUCAUCCCGUUAGUGCUCUUCGUCAUCUUGCUGUUGAUCCGGAAGAAACUUCCAGCCUCGCCCAUCUCCACCAGUCGCUACACUGCGAAACCUCUUCCAUCAGCAGGCCUGGUGUCAUUGUUACAGAUGUUUUGUGAGGGAGGGCAGCGAGAUGAGCAUGGCUUCAUGAACUUCUCAAAUUCCAAAUCAACUGAGAAAUUCUUGAACCAGCUUCAAGCAGUAGCUUUGCAUCACAACUUCUUCAUUCCUGGCUUCACUGCUCAAGAAAUGGAUGAGCUCCCAGAUCUGUACCGAUCUGUUAUCAAUGACCCUGCAUUUCUACAUGAUCAAUUCAUCAGUGCCAAAAAUAUAGGACUGGAUGAUGUUCUUAGUAAUGCAUCCACCGUAGCAAAAUUCAUGACGCUUGACCUUUCCUUGCCCUCUAAGGAAGUAGAAGCACUUGUACACUCCACUGUCAAUGUCCAAAUGAUUUAUAAAUAUUUAUUUGGAGGUGAUCUCAACUCAUCCAUCAUUCCUCUCAUACGGAUGCGUCGAAGCCCAGUCAGCCUAGACGAUCUUCAGAAGGGAGCCAGUGCUCUCUUGCCUCCGUCCAUCGUGUCCAGCUUGUUGAAUAAUUCUGGAAGUGGAUUUGGUGCAAUAACAGCAGCAGAGUUUGCCGGCAUCCUGAAGGUACUGCAGGCUCAAGCUCUGGCACAGUUGCAGUCAUCUGUGCUGAUGGAGUCCCUGGUGAAAACAUUGCUAGAGCAUCAGGAACUCCUGAGCCGGGGAAACAUGCUAACGGUGCUGGAGCUGCUGCUGAAAACAGUGGAAUCUCAGGGACUCUCUCUGGUGCUGCAGCCAGACCACAUAGCAAGGCUUCUCAAGAUGUUUAUCCUCUCUCCAUUUGUUCUUCAUUCCAUUGCCUGUAAUGAUGCUGUCUUCACACAACUCCUGCAGCCAUCUGUAUCAUACAAUAUUACUGUGGCUGAACAGGCCAAUAUUCAACAUCUUCUUUGCUCACUGAAUGCCUCUCAGCUGCUGCAAAUGUCUAAUGUGUUCAGUUCAGAGAUCACAGAUGAAAAGAUUGUGCAGAUACUGAAUCUUCAUGCUGUCAAUCUGUCAGCAACUGCUUUAAAAGUUCACCGAUUUUUGGAUAAGGUGGAGAAAUUCAUACUAUUCCAACGUGAGCUGGAAGAACUUGGCACAUUUGUGGAGAUGCUUCCUUUUGGUGAUAACUUGACAGAUUCGCUCACAGGCAAUCAGACAGCUACAGACCAGUCUUUCAACAUUACCAACAAUGUUACACCAACAGAUUCCAAGGAUUCUGAAAAUGGUCAUCCCUCAAAAAAGAAUUGGAAACCAAGCUUAAUGAGGAUAUGGAACUUCAUGCAGAUAGCAGUCUGUGGCAAAAAACCCAAAGCUCUUGCACCUGCUCAGUCCCAGGGCUCUAAUACAGAUGACGAGGACAUAGAUGCCUUGGCUCUGUCAUCACGACAGAAAGAUAUGCUAGGCAUAAUCAUCCAUUACCUGUACAGCAAUCCAAAAAUCAUAUAUGCUCCCAAUAACACUGCAGCUGACAGCAUUAUAAGCAAGGCAAAUGCCACAUUCCAGUUUGUUGGUGCAAUUGGGGACUACGCCAGAGAAUGGUUAAAUAUCUCCCAAGAGCUUCGUGAAUUUCUGCACAUGCCUAAGACAGAGCAUAACCUUCAAGCCAUCAAAGAAAUGCAAGACGACCUUCGAAAACAUAAUGGAGUCAUCUGGUGGCUCUUCAAACUUCCACAGUUGUCACCUUUCUUGUCAGAACCAGUUCAUAAUUCUAGCCAGUAUAUACACAUGGUGGACAUGAUCGACAAAGCAGCUCAGGGCUGGCUGAACCUUAUUGAGGGCAUCUCUCUCAAUGUCUUUGAAGGCUUCGAGUCUGAAGAAGAUAUGGUCAACUAUUUCCUCACUCAAGCAUAUGCUGAAAAUGUCAGUGUGAUUGCAGGUGUGGUGUUUGAAAACAUGUUGCCUGGCACUAGCCUGCCGCCACAUGUACGUUAUAAGAUACGACAGAAUGCGACCUUCACACCGACCACCAAAUACGUCCGUAAACAGACCUGGUACCCGGGACCUGGCCCUGGGACAUACCCUUACUACCAGUUUGGCUUUGUUUGGGUUCAGGACCUGAUAGAGCGAGCAAUUGUGGAUCUGCAAGUGGGACGAGAAGUAAUAGAACCAGGAACCUACACACAGCAGUUUCCAUAUCCUUGCUAUGUGUAUGACCAGUUUGUCUUCAUGAUAGAACAUGUGAUGCCUCUCUGUCUGACCAUUUCAUGGGUCUACUCUGUCGCCAUGCUGGUGCAGAGCAUUGUAUAUGAGAAAGAGCACCGUCUUAAAGAGGUGAUGAAGAUGAUGGGUCUCAGCAAUGCUGUCCACUGGUGUGCAUGGUUCCUGACCACAUGGAUACAGAUGACUGCUACUGUUGCCAUCCUGACAGCCAUGUUGAAGCUUGGCAAGGUUCUGCCUCACAGCGAGGUUGCCAUAAUCUUCAUUGUGCUGGAGGUGUAUGCUAUUGCCAUCAUCUCCUUCUCGUUUUUAAUCAGUGUCCUAUAUUCGAAGGCUAAAGUGGCAGCCGCGUGUGCUGGCAUCAUUUACUUCCUGUCAUAUGUCCCCUACAUGUACCUGGCCAUAAAAGAGGACGCUGGUGAUAAGAUCCCAGCUGUGUACAAAACUGUUGCUUCACUGUUCUCCACUACUGCCUUUGGAGUUGGUGCCAAGUAUUUUGCCUUCUAUGAGGAGAUGGGUGUGGGAGUACGAUGGGACAACAUAGGGAUCUCACCUGUAGAAGAUGACCAGUACAACCUCCUGAUGGUGACCUUGAUGAUGGUCCUUGACUCGCUUAUCUAUGCCGUACUUGUAUGGUACAUAGAACAUGUUCAUCCAGGGUCAUAUGGUCUCCCAAAGCCUUGGUAUUUUCCUUUCACGAAGUCAUACUGGUGUGGAGGCACUAUGCGUAUAGUAGAGGAGUGUUCCAACCCCUUCUCUCUCUGUCAUAGGAGAAACAGGGGGUACCUUUCUGUCAUGGAAGAAGACCAGGCAUGUGCAAUGGCACAACAAGACCCAGAACAUGCCAGAAGAUUUGAGCCAGAGCCUGUGCAUUUGCCUUUGGGUGUUUGCAUUGACAACCUAACUAAGGUGUACAAGCUGGGCCGUAAGGUGGCAGUCAAGCAGCUCAGUCUUAACCUGUAUGAGGGACACAUUACAUCCUUUCUGGGCCAUAAUGGUGCUGGCAAAACUACUACCAUGUCCAUGUUGUCAGGUCUUAUCCCACCAACUCAAGGUUAUGCAACAAUCUAUGGCAUGGACAUCCGCACAGAUAUGGACGUCAUUCGGCAGAGCCUGGGCAUGUGUCCCCAGCACAAUGUCCUCUUUGACAAGUUUACUGUGGAGGAACACUUGUGGUUCUAUGCUCACUUGAAAGGAAUGAACAACAAAGAUAUUCAGCAAGAGACAGACAGGAUAAUUGAAGACUUAGGGCUGCCAGACCGAAAACAUAGUCGUGUAGACUGCUUGUCUGGAGGUAUGCAGCGUAAGCUGUCUGUAGCCAUAGCGUUUAUAGGUGGCUCACAAACUGUCAUUCUUGAUGAGCCCACAGCUGGCGUGGAUCCCUAUGCCAGGCGAGCGAUUUGGGAUCUGCUGGUAAAAUAUAAACAAGGCAGAACCAUCCUCCUUUCCACACACUACAUGGAUGAAGCAGAUAUCCUUGGUGAUCGUAUAGCCAUCAUCUCAAAUGGUCAACUUAAGUGCUGUGGCUCCUCCAUGUUCUUGAAAAAUAAUAUUGGUGAUGGAUACCACCUCAUCCUUGUCAAAGCAGAGGGAGGAGAGAUUCACCUUGAGGAAGCAGAAGAUGAUGAUGACAAACUACUUGAUGAGGAUCAUGUGCGGUCUCAGCACAUCUCACCCUGUAAUUCAGACAGUGUGGGGAGUUUUAUACAGAAAUAUAUGCCAUCAGCCUACUUGAUGUCUGAGAGUCCGAGAGAACUCCACUACAUCCUGCCAUUUGAAGAAGCUAAGAAAGGAAACUUCAGAAAGCUUUUUGAGGCACUGGAUUCAUCUUUGGUAGAUCUGCAUGUCAACAGCUAUGGCAUUAUGGACACCACUUUGGAAGAGAUUUUCCUGAAGAUCACAGAGGCUGCCUGUCAAGAAGAGGAAGCACAAGAUGAGGGAAGCAAAGCUGCUGAUGCUCUCACAAACAACUCCACUCAGGUCACACCAGCAUCCUCAGUUUCUGACUCAAGUUCCCCUGAUUCAUAUGAUGACCCUCUGAACAGCCUCAUUGAGCCAGCCACUGUGGAAGAACAAGGUUUACUAAUGGAGGGAGGGUUCAUGGGUGAUCUGCAGUCAAGUUCAGGAGGUUCUGUGACUGGUGGGCCUGUAGGCCAUCAAAGUGGAGAAAGAAGGAUUGCUGACUUGAAUGCUAAGGCAUCUCCUGUACUUGGAAAUGAGAGACUGAAUGAACAAGGAGCACAGUCAAACUCUUCCUUUCAGGAGGCCAUUUCAAGUAAUCAACAUUUGUCCCAAAGAACUCAGUCCCAACUGCCCUCUUUUUCUCAGCAGAGGCCUGUUGUGACCUCCUUCAACUAUAUCCAUGAUUCAGCAAACAGUCCACGCAUCCUGUUGGAGGGACGCGGCAGUCACAUGCUGAAGCCACACCUCCUGCUGCUUAGCCACUUCAAGGCUGUCAUUAUCAAGCGCUUCCACUACAUCACCCGCAACUGGCGCUCUCUCUUCUCCCAGAUCAUCCUGCCAGCCAUCUUUGUUGCCAUCGCAAUGACUGUCGCCCUGGCUGCCCCCUCUGUUGAUGACUUGCCUCCCAUUGAACUCAGCACCCUGCAGUACUACAAUGUAACGCAUCUUGGGGGGAAUUUUGUUCCCAUCACCAACGAGAGAAUGAGUUCACGUUCCAAGGUAAACCCUGAUGAUGCUGUAGCUUCUCGUCUGAUGGAGACUUUUAAACUGGCCUCUGGGAUUGGUGCCAGCUGUGUUCUUCAGUUGCCUCAGUCCACUCCUGGCUUGCUUACGGACCUCAACAGCUGGCAAGACCCUGCCUAUGACCCAUCUUGCCAGUGGCUGAUUGACUUGCAGCAAAAGGUGGAGACCAUCCCAAUACUGACAGAAGAGAGCAAUCAGACAGACUUCACUCCCCUAGAGCCAAGUUUUUCGCAAAAGCAUUAUUACCCAUCAUGCCAUUGUGCCAGUGAUGGUUCUCAAUAUGAGUGUGUCAACAACAAUCACGAAAAACCACCUAGCUUUCGUGUGAUAACACAAGAUUGGCUUGUCAACAUAACUGGCCAGAAGGCAGAAGAUUAUCUUUUGUACACAACCUAUGAUAAGCGCCUUCACAGGUAUGGAGCAGUUUCCUUUGGUCUUUUGCGGAAAGACAUACCAGAAAACUUUGGUGAAUCUGCUCCUACGUUGUACAAGAAGCUUGCUGUACGGAAUGUUGCAAAGGUCUGGUUUAACCACAAAGGAUACCACUCCAUGCCAGUCUUUCUCAAUGCCAUCAACAAUGCUAUUUUGCGGGCAAACUUACCCAGCAAGAAAGGCAAUCCUGCAGCUUAUGGGAUCACUGCUGUAAACCAUCCAUGGAAUGAUACCAACAAUGUUCUCAACACAAUGAACUUCGUAGCACAGCAAAAGCGGCUGGAGGGAUCUGAUGUGCUUAUCUCCAUCUUCAUCAUUGUGGCCAUGUCAUUUGUACCAGCCAGCUUUGUUGUUUUCCUUGUAUAUGAACGAUCAACCAAAGCCAAGCACCUGCAGUUUGUCACAGGCAUUAAUCCUGUCAUGUACUGGAUUGGCAACUACACCUGGGACAUGGCCAACUAUGUAAUUCCAGCGUUCAUGUGUGUCAUGAUUCUACUCAUAUUCCAAAUCCCAGCAUAUGUCUCCACAGACAAUUUGCCAGCAGUUAUUGCCCUCUUCCUCAUGUAUGGCUGGUCAAUCACACCAGUCAUGUAUCCAGCCUCCUUUUGGUUUAACGAGCCCAGCACAGCCUACAUCUGCCUCAUCGUUAUCAAUCUCUUUACUGGCAUCACUUGUAUUGUGUCCAGCUUUCUUCUGGAGAUUUUCUCAUAUGACAAGGAUCUGGAGCGAGUGCACAAUGUGCUGAAGAUUGUCUUCAUGCUCUUCCCUAACUACUGUUUGGGUCGUGGCCUGAUAGAUCUGGCUUUCAACGAGUACAAGAAUGAGUAUUACUUCAAAACAGGUCAGAAUGACUUGAUGACAUCACCCAUGCAGUGGGAGCUCAUCCCCAGACUUCUGGUUGCCAUGGCUUCCAUUGGCUUGGCAUUCUUUUUCAUCACUCUUUUGUGUGAAUACCGGUUCUUCCUCCCAGGUCGUCAGCGAACAACAUCCCAGCAGGCCACUGUGGAAAACGAAGACUAUGAUGUAGCCAUGGAGCGGAAACGUGUGUUGAGAGGCAGUGGAAAGUACGAUGUACUUCGCCUCGAAAAUCUCACUAAGGUCUAUAAAACACGCAAGCUUGGCAGACAUCUGGCAGUGAAUAAACUUUGCCUGGGAGUGCCACCUGGCGAGUGCUUUGGUCUUCUGGGUGUAAAUGGUGCUGGGAAGACAACAACAUUCAAAAUGUUGACUGGAGACAUACCACCUACAGCUGGCGGCGCUUAUCUUAAUGGUCACAGUAUUGUCAAGGACAUCAAGAAAGUUCAACACAAUAUAGGCUACUGCCCACAGUUUGACUGCCUGUAUGAUGAGCUGACAGCUCGUGAACACCUGCAGCUGUACUGUAGGCUGAGAGGUGUACCUCCUAAAGAUGAGAAACAGGUGGUGGAAUGGGCACUGAACAAACUAGGGCUGGCAAAGUAUGCGGACAAGCUCAGUGGCACCUACAGUGGUGGCUGCAAGCGCAAGCUGUCCACUGCUAUUGCACUCAUUGGCCAUCCUCCGGUCAUCUUCAUGGAUGAACCGACAACAGGAAUGGAUCCACACUCACGCCGCUUCCUCUGGAACCUCAUACUAAGCCUCAUCCAAGAUGGCCGGUCUGUCAUUCUGACUUCACACAGCAUGGAGGAGUGUGAGAUUCUGUGCACAAGGCUGGCCAUCAUGGUAAAUGGACGCUUCCAGUGCCUGGGCAGCACCCAGCACCUAAAAAAUAAAUUUGGUGAAGGUUACACGUUUAGUAUUAGGGUGGCUGGCCCUGACUAUGAACACAACCAGCGUGAGAUCAUCCGCUUUAUUGAGAGAAACAUUCCAUCAGCAUCGCUGAAAGAGCAGCACUACAACCUUGUGCAGUAUGAGCUGAAGGCAAGACCUGUCUCUCUUGGAGACUUGUUUGAGAAACUAGAGCAAGCUCAGCAAGACUUGCAUGUAGAGGACUACUCUGUUAGCCAGAACACACUGGAUAAUGUGUUUAUCAACUUUGUCAAGAAACAAGUUGAAAUUGUUCGGGAUGAAGAGGAGCCCAUACAGCAGGUUCGGAGACCAUGGCUGCUGGGUCGCUCUCGAGCACGGUGCCAGCCAAUUUUUGAUGACAGUGCUGGGACCGAGGAUGUGCAGCCCUUGCUGGGCUCAAAUCGGAUCUCAGAUGGUCUCGAGCUGAGUGACGAUGAUGAUGACUUGAUGCUCCAGUUUGACCAGUCAGAUGGGACACGCCUUACUCUGAUGCCCUUGUGAAAGGAGCACCAUUGCAGAACCAUUUGAGAGUGCAGAAACAUUGUACGGAAUAAACCCCCAAAGUGGAGUGUGAUCUAUGCUACCCUCUUUCAGAAUGCAUUUGGGAGUAGACCCAAACUGGCCUGUGGUUGUGUGAUUUUUAUUCUUCAGAAUCACUUCUCAAUGUAAAAUUUCAGUUAAGCCUGCAUUCAUGCUAUGUGUAGCUUACCUGCAUUCAUGAACAAUCAUGUAAACUAUUUUGCAUUUGUAUUGGUUGCCAACAAACUUUGAUGGCAGUGCAAUAGCUCUGCUAAACCAUCUAUAGCUGAGCUGGACUGGAGAAACAGAUGUGCCUGGGGAUCUAGGCAUUGCUAACAGUUGAUUGAACUUAUAUGUACACAUAAAGUGUUGGAUGUACGGUAUGUGCUUGGGAGUGAGGUUACCCACAGAUUUUCCUGGGUAGCCCCUCUGUAGUUUAGUUGUGGGUCAGUUAAUUCCUGCUGUGGUGUUGGGGGGAUACAGCAUGUAUGUUUGUGCAUAUAAUAGUAUGUUUUUAUAUAGAUUUGCUAUGGCUGUGCUUCUUUCUGUAAAAUAUUUUACAGGUGGGAUGAAAGCUUUUUUGCAUCCAUUUUUCAUAUACUUUUUUUUCUGUGAUAUCAGUUUAAAAUCAGACGUGAAAAAGUAAUGUUGUGUCAAAACUGUCAAUCUCUACUACUAAAAGCAUAGUGUCUUUGAAACGUCCAUCAAAUAGAGAUGAUUAUUAUGAUGGUUGUAAAUCUUCCAUUUUCAAUGUGAUAAAGGAUGGAUUAUAGCGACACCAUGUAAGUUUAUUUUUGUGUGUGGAAAUGGUGUGUGGUCAUGGAGUAAAUGAGAGAUGAUUUCUGGAUAUUCUGUGGUGUAGUGAAGAAUUUUCUGAGAAAAAGCAUGGAUUUAGUUUUCUGACUACACAGCCUGUUCAAUCCAGCCACUGAUGCAUUCAUCUGGCUGCAAGCAAACUUGAUCAAGUUUUAAGAAUUGUGUGGCAGCACUUUUUUCAGGGGGUUAGUCAAAUCACAACUGUGGUUUGUCCAUCUGGAAUAUUUUUGGGGAUGCAGGGAAUGGACCCUAAAUUGAAAACAUUAAGGGUCAUGGUGUGUUCGCUUCGGGAAGUGACUUAUACCAUGUACUCAUUGCGUGAAGAUCAAGAUUUUAAAUGAAAUGUUCCCCCCACCUCCACCACCACAAAAAUUGGUUGUGUCUUUUAUCAUGCAUUGCCAUUAUGCGCUCUAAAUUUUUUUUUAAAAAAUUUUUACAUAUGUAGACUAUUAUAAGAAACAGAUACAAUAAUAGUGUAUAUUGCAAGAUACCUAAGUUGCCUUUGAUUUGAGUCAGGUAAGCAGCAAUCAAGGCAUCCUUCAAGAUGGAGUCAGGCGAUGUGCCACACAUUCCUUUUUGUUCGUUUAAGAGAAAUUAUGUUUGGUAAGGAAAAGCCUUUAAAAACAUGAUCUUAUCUGCAGGACGUCUGAAGGAUAGUUUAAUUCUCACGAAUUUUGAAAAACAAGUUUUAUGAAAACAUUUUGUAAUGGCAGCAACAACAUGAGCAUUGUAUCUUUGGAAUAGUUUUGUACGAAGGAUAUCACAAAGUUCUUAUGCCUGUGCAGAAAAAGCUGGAAAAUGAAACUUGAUGAUGGUUACAAAGUUCUAUCAGCAAAAACAGAAAAGCCAUGGUUAAGUUUAAAAAAUAACUGACACCUAUAUAGAUUUCACAGAUUGCCUUUUAUUACAGGUAUUGCUCCUUACUGUUACAAGAUGAGCAAAAGCUAUCCUUAUCAUGGAGAUUUUGUGAUAUUGCUGUUGUUUAUGGAAUGUGAAUCUGUGUGUGAGAGCAUACAAGUGUGUAUGUGUGCUUAUGUGCAGACCAUGCUAGUUUUAAAAUGUGAAGGCCCAUUCAGUUUCUGUUUAAAUAAAACACUAAACUUUGUUGUAUAAACAAUCCUAAAAUGCUGUCAAAAAUGUUUGAUAUUAGUACCCAUAUCCAUUUUUUUCCAUUAUAUAUAUCUGAGAACUCAGUAAUUUUCUUUUUAGAAACCUGCAUAUUUCCAUCAAUUUGUUUAAUAAUGUUAAUCACUUGAGAGCAUUCACCUGGCAUUGCAAAGGAUAUUCUAGCAUCGGUUCCAGAAAUGUCAUUAUUACAGCAUUAUUUAUGUGCUCAAAUCUCAUUUAUGUUGGUUUUUGUCCCAUUAGAAGCAUGACAUCUGUGUGAUUCUCAUGUAAAGUGAAUGUUAUUUGUCAUAUCUCAUUUUCAGAAAUCCAAAGUCUUAAUGACUGUAACUCUUGUACAUAUAUACUUUCAUCAUGCAGAAAAGAUUUCAAAUGUUUUCUAAUAAAUGGUAUGAUUAAACUAUCAGCCCAACAACAGCACCAAAGUCAUGCUUGCAGAAUAUUUCUUUAACCAUUUUCAUAUGUUCUUUAUUGAACAUUUCAUUGAUCUUCAUUUUCGUUGGGACAUGAAUUGCUGUUUUCUUGAAAACUAUUUUGAGAACAACUUUUCAUAUAGAAAUCGAAACAGAUAUGCAUUGCAGAAUGUAUUUUUUAAUGAUGACUGAUCAGGAAAGAUAAAAAAAAAAAAAAAGAGAAGAGUGAGAAGGAAUAGCAGAAAGGUUCUUCAGUUGUGGAAAGGGAGAGGUAAAGGGUAAAAGUCUUGAAGAGGAUAAGAUUUUGAGAAUGCAACAAAUAAAAUAUAGAAAGGCAUUCUGCUGCUAGAUGGAUGGUUGUGCAAACAGCGAUCGUAAGGGGUCAGUAGAAAACAAUAUGGUUAUAUAAACAUUGUGAACGGAAGGGAGGAACUGCAAAUCUCAUGGUGCCAUAGUCUUAGCCAUUCUCUUUAGGAGAAAAUGAAGGAUGGCUGUUGCUUUCACAACAGUCUUUUGAUUUGUGUCCAGAUAUACAAAGCUGAUGAUGAAAUUGUGUUUAGGUUUACUACUUCAGGCAUCUAUGCUGAUGUCACACUCCUUCCUGCAUGAGCUAUGAAUGUAGUCCUUAACAUGAGAUCAAACCACAGAAUUAUCAACACCAAUAAUUGACACAAUGGCACAUACCAAAAUAAAAAAAAGAAACUUAUUAAAAAAUCGUCGUAAAGUUAAAUAGUUACUAGUUCAGCAAGACUUAAUUUUUUUUAGGUUAAAUAAGGUUGUGAAAAAAGUUGCUGGGAAAAGGAACCAAAAGGGGAAGGGAAGAGAAUACACAAAUGGAAGAUGGUACUUGCCAGUAUAAAAGGAAAGGUGGUAUGUUUGAACUGUAAUAUACUUAAAGCAUUUAAUGAGAAAUGGUUCACAUAGAUGUGCUUAUUUAGAAGCAUUGUUAUGUCAGCUGGGGUGUCUGUAGAUAAACAGCAUCAAAGAUCAUACAAUCUAUUUGGCAAUUGUCAACACUGCUCUGUCUUACAAAUCACAAAACUGAGGACAGUUUGUAAGAAUGGCAGUGUGGAAUGGCAAAGAAAAAGGAGGAAAAACAAAUGUUCUUGAGAAUGCGUGGUUGUAAUGAAUGUCUUAAAGUGCACCUUGAUUAAUUUGAUAAUCUAUUCUCUUUGAUCUCUAUAGGCAUGACCGCCUGACAUUAAAGUGGCCUUGAGGGAUUCUGUUUACAAUUUCCCAAAUUUAUUUUAUUCUUAAGUAUCAUAUAACCCACAUUGGAUGCUGCAGGCAGCAGAGCUUAAGACUACAUUGUUAGGCAGGUCUAUUUGGCCACUAGGCAGAUUUUGUACAAGAAUUGUUCUAGCCCACAAGUGAUACCAAGUUCUGCUACAAAUUUAAAACAAUCUUUUCCCAAGUCAGCUUACAGAAUAUGAGCAUAGGAAGAGCAAAUAUUUAUGUUAAUGUGUAUCUGUAUAAAACUUUCAUUCGUUCAUAUCCACACUAGUUAGAAAUAUCAUUGGGUAUAAAAUAUAAAACCAUGAAAAACAGCCAUAAUUUUUUAGUUAAAAUAAAUGUUCUUUUAAACACAUUUAACACUUAUUCUGCAGGAAGAAUGUUAUCUGAGAGCACUGUUACCAGUCCUAUAUGUUGAAUUACAAUGAAAAAUCAGAUGUGUGGAUUAAAUGCUUGGCUUCCAAAGUGGGUGCUGGAUAUAGCAUGUGCAUGCAUAAUUUUCGUUACCAUGCAUUUCAUAGUAUAUAUUACUGCACAUAUUCACUUGGUACUUUUGUCAUUUCACGCUGGUAAUGUGUGAAUUUUUCUCUGGCAUUCAUGGUUUUGUCUUUUUCUGACCAUUGAUGAAAUAUCAUGCAGCUGUAGAAAAGUUUGGUGAAAUAAAAGGUGAGUUCA